AAAAGUUACAGUAAAUGAAUAAAUCGAAGUAAAAAAAGAAGAAUAAGGAGAAUAUGAGAAGAAGAAGAAGAGGAAGAAGCAAAAUACAGAAGUACAAAACCCACUGAGAUUUUUGCCCAUGCACAAAGAAGCCACGGAACCAUUCCACAGUCAGUCAGUCGACAGCUAUCAGUGCUUGUGGUAACAAAUUUCAAUUUCUGGUACCAAAUGAAACAGAAAAAAACGUAGCAUUUUCAGUAGCUCGUUUAAAUAUCGGAGUGCAUGUCAUCAACAUUUUGAACAACAAUUUUUUUCCUCAAUAAUUCUUCUUUUUGUGACUCUUUGUAUUUUAUUCAAUGUAAUAUAUUCGAAAUUAAUUUUACACGAAUAUGCUAAAAAAAAUUCGUUGAUAUUGGUUUCUUGUUGUUGUUUAUUGCGACAAUAUUUUGCGGGCUUUCGAGAUUUGAAUUAUUUACGUUAGUGAUUAACCGUUUCGUGGUAACAUAGCUAUCAAUUUACCGUUUUCAUUCCGACGUUUGGAUUAGUUUUCAAUUCAAAUUCAUCACCGUGCUGAGAUACAGUUCGCAUUUCACUUGAAUGAAUCAUAUUACGUAUAAUUUUUUUCUUUGGCUUUGGUGCAUCGAAACUAAUCGUCGACAAAAUAUAUUCGAACAUUGAACCUUUUUCUUUCCAAAAGUGAACAUUUUCUAUCUUGGACUAAAAUUCUUAAAUUGAUUCUUAUAAAAAUGGAUUACUUAGGUGCUUUAUCAAAAGUUUUAACAGUUUAUACAAUAUUCACAAUAUGUGUAUCAUCAUUGGUACAUUCGUCAGUGAGAUCGAAAUCGAUGUGGUCCACAUAUCCAACAGAACGAUGCACAACUGAUACAAAACUUAAAUAUCUAUCCGGAAACGCUCUCACCGACGAUGUCAACUGUAUUGGACCCAAUAAUGCACCAUAUCCAAGUGCAACCAUUCAAAAAGUGUACAGCCAUUGGUCAAGCGGAGCAAGAAAAGGACGAAUGAAUGGACAAAUUCCACCAACACUUGAUCCAUCACUCACACAAAGCAUGCUAAUGAAUUCAUAUUCACUGGCCAAUCAUGAUGUUCAUAGUUUAGCUGUUCGAAAUGCCCGUGCGUUAACUUCCGUGGAAAAAUGUAAUGCAACGCCGGCACGUCUCUGUAAAACACGCUAUAAUACUACGGCGCCAAUGUACGGCGUUAGUUUAACAUCGGGUCAACCUGUGACAAUCGUGCAAAAAUUCCCAGAUUUAUUGCAGCAAGUGGUGUUUGAAGUGUGCGAAUCUUCCGAGUGUGAUGUUGUCCGUGGUGAAUGCACACAAACCUAUGUUCCGUAUUUGUUUUUGGUGAUUCCACUAGGACCCGUCACAUUAACCGGCCAAGAUUAUGUUCUUGUUGAGAGUGGAUGCGUGUGCAAACCAAAAUAUGCUGGAGAUGCCACAGCCGAUUCAAAGCCACCAACAUCUUAGUUUAGCCCCAAAAUUCAUUCGUCUUCAAUCAAGCCACGAAGAAGAGAUUUAUUCGUUUGUCUGUUUUUCUUUCUUUCUCUUUUCCAAUCCAAAUACAAAAAAUUGCACACAUGCAUAAAUUAUUCAAAAUACAAUGUGAUGAUGGAUGAUUUAUGAUGAAAUAAAUGUCAAUAUUGGAAAAUGAAUGAUUGCUCGUAACGGCCAAUUUUUUUAAUCGUACAGUUUCAACAAUAUUCUUUCGAUUAUAAGAGAAAAAAUGAACAUAAAAUUCAAAUUGAAUAAAAAAAAAGUGUUGUCAAUAGUUAGAAAUGAUUUUGUUUCUCAAAUGAAAUAUAUAUUGCGCCCCAUUAUUUUAAUGUAGUCAUAUUGCGAUUUUCACAUUUUAAUUUAAAACCAUCUAUUUAUUUAGUAAUACUAAUUUUAAUUCUCUUCGAAACGAUUUGAAUAUAUUUAUAUACACACACCGAUUUCUUUUUUAUUAUUUAACUUGUAUGAAGGGCAAAAGUGAAAUCAAAAAAUGUAACUACCUGAAAAGACGUAAAUUUUAUUUGGAAAUUAGCGAACAAGCAAGUUGAUUUAAGUUUUAAUCAAGGAAGUAUAAUUUGAAGCCCGCUAAAAGAACAGAGAACAAAAAAGCAUUUAAGCAUUAAUGUAUAAAAGUUGAAUAAAUUUUGUAUUUAGUUAUAUCUUAAA
This is a messenger RNA of Contarinia nasturtii (swede midge), 2159 nucleotides long. RefSeq lists its product as uncharacterized. Bases 726 to 1466 code for a protein of 246 amino acids. NCBI's taxonomy places the organism in Eukaryota, Metazoa, Arthropoda, Insecta, Diptera, Cecidomyiidae. The transcript has 5 exons. The record is from RefSeq and is a predicted model, not a curated record.